Sphenostylis stenocarpa is the source of this 312-nucleotide messenger RNA. Lineage: Eukaryota; Viridiplantae; Streptophyta; Magnoliopsida; Fabales; Fabaceae. The record is from the annotation of a GenBank genome assembly.
AUGAAUUUUCAGAUAAGCAAUUACUGUGCCGUAUAUACACUCUGUAACCUCGAUUCCUUUCAUGCAUCACCUUCGUUUAGGACUAGCAAUCCGCGGAUUCAGGAUGAAGAAGUGGUUUCUAUAUUCUCUUCUCUCCAGCUAAGCUAUCCAUUGAUGCAGGUGCAGAAAAAUCUGUUGUGGAAAAUCAUAUUGAAGACAAAGGCAUUUGCUCCAGCAACUGAAACAGUGAAAAUACACACUUAUUUCAAGAGCGACAGAGGUUAUUUCAGUGAAAAUACACACUUGUUUGUGAUUGAAAGUGAGAAAAGAUGA